GUCAUCUUAAGACUAAGAUAUACUUGGUUAACGUCUUGAAUGAAUUUAUUCGCUGCUGGUAAGGGAGAAAUCGGUGAACUGAUCGAAUUUGAAGCAAUCAACCAGUCAAAAACAAUCGGUUUCAAUGAAAAACUUUCCUUAACGUCUUUGCCAAACGAAAUACUACAUGAGAUCAUUUUCCAUUUAACCUACAAAACCAUUGAUUUUACCCAGAACCGAUUCAGAUCAGAUAUUCCCCAGUAUUUGUUCAGCAAUAACCGCUACAAGUAUGGGGUUGCCGAAGUGUAUGAUGACUUGAUUUCUUUAUCUAGUACUUGCGUAUAUUUUCGGGUCAAAUUAGCACCAAUUCUUUUUGAAUAUCUCAGUUUGGUUAGGUGUAAUGAAGUUGAUACUCUAUUGGAAAAUCCUGGGGGGUUUGAAAUGUUUUCGGAUGCCAAAACUUAUGAACGAAUGUUUAUGAAGGAAAUUUUGAACACUAAUUUUACUGAAUGUUCUAAAGCUGAUUUAGCAAAAUCAAGUUACAAACUGGGUGUUGUUGGUGAACGGUUUCCCAAAAGUAGAUAUCGUGAAUUGAUAUCCUGCUGUAAUUACGUAAAGACACUUGAAUGUGGUAACGAUGUCUUAAGAAGUGGUGAAGUUCGAUUAUUUCCUCGAAUUGAAUGUUUGAAAAUUUUGGAUAGAGCCGUCACUGAGUCCAAUUCAGUGCCAAUUGAUAUCGAUGCGUACAAUAAUCUCGAAUGUCUCAACAUGUUAUCAAUUAGUCUUAGUACUUUGAUUAAUGUACAUGGGGUUGUUAAUUUAUUAACAAAAAUCGAAAGAUUAAACCUAUUUUGCGAUUUCAAUCAGUUAGAGCCAAACUAUAGCUUUGACCAAUGCUGUGAAUUGGUGCAAGAGCUAUUCAGCCAUAAGAAAGCGAACAGACUCAAAGAAUUGAAUCUUUACGUCAAUGAAUCUUGUUGUUUGAUAUAUGAAAGUGUUCUAACAGUUUUAGAAUCAUUUCAAUCGCAUUUCAUUAAUUUGACUAAUUUUAAUAUACGGAUGGCUGAUAGAAGAAGCGGAGUUUUAGAUACAAGAACUGGCUGGACCAUAUGUGAUUCCAAAACCUACCAAGCAAGAUUUAAGAGUUUAUUUACAGGACUUUCACAAAUGCCAAAAUUGAAACAUUUUGGAUUUGAUAUAAAACUCCUUUCACCUUUAUCUGGGUAUUUAGAUCUGGAAAUGUUGAAUGAAUCAAUUCCGAGAAAAAAGGAGUCCUUUUCGUUAACUGUUGUUGAUAAAUUAGUAGACUCACUUAGUGGAGAAAACAUGGAUAUUGCAGAAUACAUUGUCAAAUGUUUUGGAGUCACCGACUUACAUUAUGAAUAUUCUCAGGUCAUGGAGAUUGCAAACUUAUACGCUUAUCACAAUGCUACAUCUUUUAUCAAUCAUAUUGCCUCCCCUCGUGACGAUCCUCAUGAACUAUACUUGAACAUUAACAAACUCAGUGUGGAGAAAGGCUGGAGUAUUAUACAAAAUGGAGAAAUUAGAAAUUUUUUCGAAAAACAACUUGAAAUAUACUUUACGAAAACUGCUAAUGAACUCUCUAGACAAUUAGCUAAAUCCAAUUUAGCAUCUGCAUCCACCUAUAAACUUCCUUCUUCCUUUUUUGGUGACCCAUUAUACAGAAAGAGAGAAUACCUUCAACUCACCUACGCUGCACCCUCCUCCAUUAAUACGCUUCCGGGGACUAUGCCUAGAAACUGGGACAUGACGGAACUUAAAAACUACGAUGAAAAUCAAACCUCCAUCGACUCUUCUACAUCGUUCUGGCUCAUAGAAUCCUCUCUCAAGGAAAUGGAACAGUAUUGUCUCAAUCGCAAGCCGUUGAGCAGUCUCUGGGCUUAGC
This is a messenger RNA of Hyphopichia burtonii NRRL Y-1933, 1885 nucleotides long. RefSeq lists its product as uncharacterized. The record is from RefSeq and is a predicted model, not a curated record. Lineage: Eukaryota; Fungi; Ascomycota; Pichiomycetes; Serinales; Debaryomycetaceae. The coding region runs from base 40 to 1884 and encodes 614 amino acids. The transcript has a single exon.